Helobdella robusta is the source of this 321-nucleotide messenger RNA. RefSeq lists its product as hypothetical. Lineage: Eukaryota; Metazoa; Annelida; Clitellata; Rhynchobdellida; Glossiphoniidae. Bases 1 to 321 code for a protein of 106 amino acids. The transcript has 2 exons. The record is from RefSeq and is a predicted model, not a curated record.
AUGAGCGGUAUUGAAAAGUUGGAGGAUGAGGAGGUCAGGAUGUACAUGAAGGAGGUGAUUGUCAGCAUGGCCGCCCAACUGCACGACGCCAAAUCAGUCCAGGACAUUCAAAACAAACUGCCCAUGGCCGAAGAAUUCGAUGAAAACUUUCACAAAUAUAGCCUGAUAAAAGCCAUAAAAUCGAGCAUAGAAUCAACAUUUGGAUCAGCCAUAGACAAAGAAAUGGAAAAUUUAGCUUUGAAACAUGUGGACCAGAUGAUUGGACAGGAUAAUCUCUACAUUGAUCAAAUCUCUCACAAACUUCUGCAAUCACAGGAGUAA